GUGACGCCAGAGCGGCGGGAGUCCCAGUUCUGGCGUCUUGGGCUUGCAGGCAGGUCAUGGGACCCACGCAUUCGGUUGGUAGACUUGUCAUGGUUCGGGAGACCCGAGGACGAGCGCCGGGUGGCGGCUGAGGGCUGGGAGGACGCGGCGUGUGGCCUCUUGCACUGCGAAACCCGGGACGGAGAUGCACAGUUCUCGGGUGUGAAGCGGUCGGCUUUUUGGCCCUGGCCCACCUGCGGUCGCUCUGGCCUUUGAGAGCAUGAAGUGACUCCUAGGUGCAAAGUUUCCCAGUCAGGGGUACAGGGCUGAAAAGAGAGUGAAUAUGGCCAGCAUCACCCAGCUGUUCGAUGACCUCUGCGAGGCUCUCUUACCUGCUGCCCAGGCUCGCCCCGGCCAGCGCAGCGUGAACAGGAAAAAGGCAAAGUUGAGUCUUAAAAGGGUAGCCUACAAUGCUCUUUUCGCAAAUCUUUUUCAAGAGGACACCCAUCAGCGGCAGCCUGACUCGAAGCUCCCUGUGAAAAACAAGGUCCUCAUGCUGUCCUUCGAUUUGAGGGUUGGGGGCUUGGGGCCAGAGGCUGACCGUUUGGAGGAGCUUGUAGAGAAACUUGAAACAGCCCCUGACUGUCCUUUUGUGGAAGUGGGAUCAGUGUUGAACCUCUUAGUUCAGCUGGCAGGAAGUGGCCCUCCUCAAGUGCUGCGCAGGAAACGGGAUUACUUCUUUAAUAACAAGCACGCAGGCCGGAACAUACCGUACAGCGGCUACGAUUGCUAUGACUUGAGUGUGUUUGAAAUGGACGUUCGGUCACUCAUCUCUGGGCAGGAGAAUUUGUGUCAUAACAUGAUCCAGGAAGCCCUUCAGGUGAUGGAGGCUGCCCCAGGCACUGGCCUGCCCACCGUUGGGCUCUUCUCAACUGGUGACUCUUGUGGUGACAGGUUUGAGAGAGACACUAGGGUCUCUCUCUUCGGUGCACUUGUGCAUAGCCGCACAUAUGACAUGGAUGUGCGACUGGACCUGCCCCCUGUGCCAGACAGCGCCGACUUCUCCGGACUAGCCAUCAAGGUCCCACAGAUUGUGGAUCAGUGGGAAGAUGAAGGUUUCCAAUCAGCGUCCAACUUAACUCCCGACUCCCAGUCUGAACCAAGCAUGACCCCGGAUUUGGACCUCUGGGAAGCUGUGCUCACUUACGAAGCCAGCAAGCGGAGGUGCUGGGAGCGUAUUGGAUGUCCCCCUGGUCACCGAGAGGAGCCCUACCUCACUGAGGCAGGAAGGGAUGCCUUUGACAGGUUCUGCAGGCUCUGUCAUGGAGAACUACAGGCCCUCAGUGGGGGCCUCCUCCAGACCCCAAGGCCUGUGCUGGUGGAGGAAAGCGAGCUGGUGAAGGACUCACUGAACGUUCUGCUGGGUGUUGUCUCUGCUACAUUUUCCCUCUGUCAGCCGACUCAAGCUUUUGUAGUGGAGCCGGGUGUGCACGUGUCAGGUGCAUCUCCUGAAAGCAUCAGCAGCAUCCUUUCAGAGGUGGCGGAGUACGGGACCUGUUAUACACGCCUGAGCCACUUCUCCCUGCAGCCUGUGGUAGGCUCCUUGUGCAGCAGGGGCCUCGUGUUCCAGGCCUUCACCAGCGGCCUCAGGAGGUACUUGCAGUAUUACCGCGCCUGUGUUCUCUCCACUCCACCUACCCUAAGUCUCCUCACCAUUGGCUUUCUCUUCAAGAAGCUAGGCCGGCAGCUCAGGUACUUGGCUGAGCUUUGUGGUGUUGGCACUGUAUCCCUGGCGACCAGUGGAGAACCCAGGGCUGUGUUCCCCACUGGAGUGAAGCUUCUGUCCUACCUCUACCAGGAAGCACUGGAUAACUGCAGUAAUGAACACUAUCCUGUGUUGCUGUCCCUGUUGAAAACCAGCUGUGAGCCCUACACACGGUUCAUCCAUGAUUGGGUGUACAGUGGUGUCUUCAGAGAUGUUUAUGGGGAGUUCAUGAUCCAAGUUAACCACGAGUACCUCAGCUUCAGAGACAAGUUUUACUGGACCCAUGGCUACGUGCUCAUUUCCAAAGAGGUGGAGGACUGUGUUCCUGUGUUCUUGAAACACAUUGCUCACGAUGUGUAUGUCUGUGGAAAGACCAUCAACCUACUGAAGCUCUGCUGUCCCCGGCAUUACCUUUGUUGGUCUGAUGUCCCUGUGCCUCGGAUCUCCGUGAUCUUCUCUCUCGAGGAAUUGAAGGAGAUUGAGAAGGACUGUGCCGUCUAUGUUGGGCGGAUGGAGAGAGUUGCACGUUAUAGCUCUAUCAGCAAGGAGGAAAAGGAACUACGUAUGGAAAUUGCAAAACAAGAACUAAUCGUCCAUGCCCGGGAAGCAGCAUCCAGGGUCCUGAGUGAGCUGAGUGACCGGCAGAUGUCAGAACAGAUUGCUCUGGACACCCGGAAGCGAGAGCAGUUUCAGCGACUGAAGGAACAGUUUGUGAAGGAUCAGGAGAGACGCCUGGCAGCCAGACAAGAAGAGCUCGGUGAUGACUUCAGUUAUGCCCAUGAACUCCGUGCCCGGGAGAAGAGGCUAAAGGCCCUGGAGGAAGAGCUGGAGAGGAAGGCCAGGCAGGCGCUGGUUGAUCAUUAUAGCAAGUUGUCUGCAGAGGCAGCUCGUCGAGAGCAGAAGGCUCUGUGGAGAAUCCAGAGGCAUCGGCUGGAAAGCGCACGACUUCGUUUUCUCCUGGAAGACCAGAAGUGCAUUCAGGAGAUGCUGAGAGACAUGGAGGCUCACCAGCCCCAGGAGCCACUGAGUGUGUUCCCAAGCACAUGCUCUCAGGUCACAUCUCUAGGUCCUGAGCAUGAAGGUGAAGGCCAUAGCUGUGAUCUGGAGUCCACAGAACUGCGCUGCGAUUGUUCAAACCAACCAUGUGCAUCAACACCAUCGGUCCUCAAGUCUGGGGCUGGACAGGCAGAGGAAGCUGGGCCAUUCUCAACUGGUCUCAGCAUCACAGACUUUCUGCCCAUGGGCUCUGGAGAUGAACAGCCUGUGGGUAACACUGGAGCUCCCUUCUUAGAGGUGGCUCUGCAGAGCAUCUGCUCAGACCUAUCCCCUAUAACCCCCAGACCGGCACUCACAGCAGCUGGCCUGCAGCCCACCCAGUCAGAGUAUGAUUUCAAUACCAUACUGAGGCCAGCUAUGGCUACCUCCCCUUUACCGGGACCCUUCCGGGAUGUUCAGAAUAGUGUAGACAGUGAAAAACAGCAUCUACUGCGGGAUAUGCCCACAAAACCAGAUUCAUGUAUCCAUGACAUGCAAGAGACUUUGCCUUGCCUACGUCCACUCAGUCCUGUCACUCCUGUGGAGGGCAGCCUCCAGCCUGUGGGCCAGCUCCUUGAACACAUGUCAGAGACUACUGUCGCUACAGAGAGCCAUGCUUCUGGAAUGGCUCCUUGCCAGCAACUUAGCAUUUCCAGACACGUGUCAGAUGCCAACAUCAAGGUAGGAGAUUAUAUGUCAGAUGUGGCUCUGCCUCGGCCACGGUGGAAUAUCCACGGACACGUGUCAGAGGCCAACAUUGGAGUUGGGGAGAAUGUGUCGGACGUGGCUCCUUCUCGGCCACGGUGGAAUAUCCACGGACAUGUGUCAGAUGCCAGCAUCAAGGUAGGGGAGAAUGUAUCAGACGUGGCUCCUUCUCGGCCACGGUGGAAUGUCCACGGACAUGUGUCAGAGGCCAACAUCAAGGUAGGGGAGAAUGUGUCAGACGUGGCUCCUUCUCGGCCACGGUGGAAUGUCCACGGACACGUGUCAGAGGCCAGCAUCAAGGUUGGGGAGAAUGUGUCAGACGUGGCUCCUUCUCGGCCACGGUGGAAUGUCCACGGACAUGUGUCAGAGGCCAGCAUUAGGAUUGGGGAGAAUGUGUCGGACGUGGCUCCUUCUCGGCCACGGUGGAAUGUCCACGGACAUGUGUCAGAGGCCAGCAUCAGGGUUGGGGAGAAUGUGUCGGACGUGGCUCCUUCUUGGCCACGGUGGAAUGUCCACGGACAUGUGUCAGAGGCCAGCAUCAGGGUUGGGGAGAAUGUGUCGGACGUGGCUCUUCAGCCACACGGACGUGUUCAGCCUCCCUUGAUUCUGGAGGAGCCCUUCCCAGAAGCUGAGCCUGACCUCAGGUCCCAUCAGUGUCCCCCUGACCAUGUGUCUCAGACAGUCCCUUGUGUGGAAGCACAGAGCCCUGCUCAAGAAUGUGAACCUCAACUGCCUGAAGACAUGAGGCCUACCAUCUGUUCGAGCCUUGGCAGUACAGAGGAAGGUAGCCUCCAGACCAAGACCCUUGUGGCUGAGCCUAGCAUGCUGGGAAAUGGCAUCCCUGAAGAGAAAGGCCCAAGGAGGAAUAGGGAUGCUGAAGACCUUUCUCCAUGUUUACCUUCAAGCCCACAGGAAGACACACUCCCCAGUAGCCCAGGUCCUAGUGAGGAGGUACCAAGCACAGAAGCGGAGGAGGCCAGACGCUGGGACAAGGAGCAAGCCUAUUUGGCAGAUCUCACGAAACUGUACCGCCUGGAGCAGUACCCGGACAGCUACGAGUCCAUGUCGGAGCCUCCCGUGGCUCACUUGGUACACCACAUGCUUCCCCGGGCCUUCGCCUUCCCUGUUGACCCCCAAGUGCAGUCAGCAGUGGAUGAGAGUGCAGUGCAGCUGAGUGAGCUGCUGACGUUGCCUGUGCUUAUGAAGCGCUCCCUCAUGGCUCCUUUGGCUGCCCAUGUUAGCUUGGUCAACAAAGCUGCCGUUGACUACUUCUUUGUGGAGCUGCACCUGGAGACACACUUUGAGGCACUGCGGCAUUUCCUGCUGAUGGAGGAUGGAGAGUUCGCUCAGUCCCUCAGUGACCUGCUUUUUGAGAAGCUAGGGGCUGGGCAGACGCCUGGAGAGCUGCUCAACCCACUGGUCCUUAACAGCAUCCUGAGCAAGGCACUGCAGUAUAGCCUCCACGGGGACACCCCACAUGCUACCAACCUGUCUUUUGCCCUCAAGUACCUGCCUGAGGUGUUUGCCCCUAACGCCCCAGAUGUGCUGAGCUGCCUGGAGCUCAGGUACAAGGUCGACUGGCCCCUCAACAUUGUUAUCACCGAGAGCUGCCUGAACAAGUACAGUGGGAUCUUCUCCUUCCUGUUGCAGUUGAAGCUCAUGAUGUGGACACUCAAAGACAUCUGCUUCCACCUCAAGCGCACAGCCCUAGUGAGCCACACAGCUGGCUCAGUGCAGUUCCGACAGCUGCAGCUGUUUAAGCAUGAGAUGCAGCAUUUUGUGAAAGUCAUCCAGGGCUACAUUGCUAACCAGAUCCUGCACGUCAGCUGGUGUGAGUUCAGAGCCCGUCUAGCUGUGGUGGGCGACCUGGAGGAGAUUCAGCGGGCCCAUGCCGAGUACCUGCACAGGGCUGUUUUCAGGGGCCUACUGACCGAGAAGGCAGCACCUGUCAUGAACAUCAUCCAUAGCAUCUUCAGCCUGGUGCUCAAGUUCCGAAGCCAGCUCAUCUCUCAGAACUGGGGCCCGGCUACCGGCCCCCGUGGUGCCGAGCACCCCAACUUCCCACUCAUGCAGCAGUCCUACAGCACCUUCAAGUACUACUCCCACUUCCUCUUCAAAGUAGUGACCAAGCUGGUGAACAGAGGCUAUCAGCCCCACCUGGAAGACUUUUUGCUUCGGAUCAACUUCAACAACUACUACCAGGACUCCUGAGGACAGACAGGACCAUGGCAGUGAACAGAGAUAGACCUGAGGAAGCUGCUUUAUUUAGAGCCCUGGGAGAUUCAACAGGUGUGAGGCCCACCCCUGCCCUUUGGGCAAGAUGCACAAGCAGGUCACAAGGCUUACUUACUUAGGCCUGUCUGCACUACUUAAACACGGGACUGAUAUCCUAGCAUGAAGCACUGUGCUGGGGGCAUCUUGAAUGCUAGACCAGGGCAGUACUGCUGAGGUAGUAUCAGACAGAGAUGGGUCAGGUUUUGACUGGAGACCUCUGCCGUCAUGGAGAGACCGUGAGGACAGGCAUCCCAGUGGUCUCAGCAGCUCAGCAGCACUGGGGAGGCCUCGGGAGACUCCAGACAUGUGGAGCCACCGAGGCCUUUAUGAGGAUCAUGUUACGCAGAGUUCUGCUGCCCAGAGUGGAGGCCUGCUGCUGUAGGAAGACUGCUCGUCAGUGGUCCUUGCCACUGCCUCAGGGCCUGUGGCCUCCUCUUCACUGUGGUAAGGAGACUCUAGCAGCUUCAGGACACGUCGCACCUAGAGGAUAGGUGAGAAAACUCGGUGAGGAGCGUAUCUAAUGGCAUGUCCAAGACAGGAAGGGUAACAGGCACAGGUGUGUGCUUGCCUCUGAAAAGUCUCCAUUUUCUGCAGCUUCAAUGGCUUUCUGUGCAAUAUAGUUCCUUAGGACGUACUUGGGGUUGUUGGCAUGCAUGAUGCGUACACGUUCUGCCUGCCAGGCAGCAAUGUCUCCGACACCCUCCUUCUCUUUGUCCAGACGCUCUCUGGAAUCAAAUUUUUCCAAAGAACAGCAUGUGCCAUGCCCCCAAUUCGGGGCCAUCUGCAGCCACCUUGUAAGGUGGCCAUUGUAUCAAGAAGCCAGUACAGGUGACCCUGAGGGCUGCCUACCUGUAUUCCUGUAGCCAGGUUUCCCAGUGGUCUCUGUUCUUGCUCUGCAGUUCAGAGGGGCUCAGCUGUUCUAGCUGUGACUGAUGCUCCACACGUUCCAGCUCCUUUGUGACAUUUGCUUGAGUGCCAAUGAGUGCAAAGAGCUGUGGGUUCGACUGUGCCAGCAUCAGCAUCAUAGAGAGCUGCCUGCAGGGAGGGGUGGCCGGGAAGUACCUCAGCUAGGGGCAGCCCAUGACUUAGGUGCUGAGGCAACUUCCCAAAUUCCUACACACCUACCCGGAAAUUAGUUAGGUCAGGGGACCAUCUCUCCUAGGUAUGUUUCUACAAAUCUCAAAUGCCAGUUCCUCUUGAUGGUUACUGCUCCAUUCCCUACUAAAUUCCUUUUUUCAUAACCA
Molecule: messenger RNA, 7002 nt
Organism: Rattus rattus (black rat)
Lineage: Eukaryota; Metazoa; Chordata; Mammalia; Rodentia; Muridae
Gene: Tubgcp6
Product: tubulin gamma complex associated protein 6
Exons: 26
Coding region: 323-5695 (1790 amino acids)
Biological process (GO): mitotic cell cycle; microtubule nucleation; cytoplasmic microtubule organization
Cellular component (GO): spindle pole; equatorial microtubule organizing center; centrosome
Molecular function (GO): gamma-tubulin binding; microtubule minus-end binding
Source: RefSeq, a predicted model, not a curated record